Messenger RNA from Coregonus sp. 'balchen', 38406 nucleotides. The record is from the annotation of a GenBank genome assembly. Lineage: Eukaryota; Metazoa; Chordata; Actinopteri; Salmoniformes; Salmonidae.
CUUCCAGUUAAAGUGGGCCAACAGAACACUCACACCAAAGUCAGCACGGAGCACAACAAGGAAUGUCUGAUCAACAUCUCCAAGUAUAAGUUCUCACUGGUGAUCAGUGGCCUCACAAACAUACUGAAGAAUGUGAACAACAUGGUGGGUGGGUGUGUGUGUGUGUGUGUGUGUGUGUGUGCAAGCAACAUCAGUUGUAGCCUAUAGAGACAUGUACAGUGUUGCAGAUGUCUCAACCAUGUCUCCCUCUCCUCUCUCUCCCCUAGCGAAUAUUUGGGGAGGCUGCGGAGAAGAACCUGUAUCUCUCUCAGCUCAUCAUCCUGGACACACUGGAGAAGUGCCUUGCUGGGGUGAGGAACUUUUCUUAAGGCUCUCUACAUCUUCUACCCUGUUUUCUUUUUUCUCUUAGACAUUCCCCUUAAUAUAUAUUUUUUAAAUAAUGGAUGCAUGUCGCUUUUAUUUCUCAGUCUCUCUCUCUCUCCCUUCAUCCUUCUUUCCUCCCUAUGUCUCUUUCCUGAUUUGUUUCCCUUUCUCCCUGCAUGCUGUCCUAAGACAGUAUUAUGUUUUUUUUAUCAGUAGAUUUCCAUUGGAUAUCAGCAUAGCACAAUAGGAUGUGGUGGGCUGUCUGUGGUUGAGAUUGUUUGUCUCAGUUGGGCCAGAGGCCUUUGCUCUGGAUCUGGGCCCGUUCCCCUCCCCACACAAAUUAACUGUGUGUUUGAGUCCUGUCUCUCUCUCUCAGGCUCAGGGAACUCUGUUAGUAGCCAAUAUUCCCCUGGUUCCUCUCCCUCCUCUCCUCUCCUCAGUAAAGAUGUGCUCACUGCCCACUUCUGAAGAUUGCUUUUCCAGGUGCAUCCUCAUCUUGACUUCACAUUCGCAGCCUCCAAGUUUCUGGCUCUUUUUAUCACCGGGAGCUAGCGGAUGGAGGACAGCUGUUAGUGGGUUCUUCAAGUCCUCCUUGUUAUUGAAAUCUGAACGCUUUUUAAUAACUAUUUUUGCUUUGUUGAUAGGUUAUUGACACAUAGGGCUGUGACGGUCAUGGAAUUUUGGUUGACGGAUAUUGGUCAGCCAAAUGACCGCGGUCAUCGUUUUAAUAGUUUGAAUAGCAAAAGAUUAGUAUUUUGUUAAAGCACAUUUUCUACACUCCUCCGCUCCUGACUGCAUGUGCUGCUGUGCAGGGAGGAGGGCGCUGCCUAGGCAACCAAAUACUUAUUUUAUACAACACCUUGCUUGUUUCAGCAAGGAGCAACCAAAUUUCAUCACGUUGUAAAGAGUCCAUGUUACCGCGGAAACUAACUCAUACCAGGCCGUCCCGUCUUCAGUCAGCUGUUUGUUGAUUAUAUACUUUUUUACAGUUAUGGCAGUUUUCUUUAAAUGAAGGUAUUCAUUCAUAAUCGUCAGUUACACCAUUUAUACGGAAAUUGUGCCAGCCCUAUAUAUUAGUGUUCUUUUAAAUUAAUUCAAUAUACGGCUUUCCUCUUUCAGUUGCCCAUGUCACUGACAGUCAAUUUAAAAUAAUGACAUAUUAAACCCUUACUAGUAAUUAGAAAAUCCUUAUAUUUUCAAGGAAAUAUUUUACUUAAUGAUCCACCACUACUGUCCCCAAGUAGAACCCUCUGUCCCCAGUCUUCCCACGGUGUGCUGGGGUAAUGACAGAUCCCAGGGGGAAAAAUGCAGAACAAACUCUUAUUUUGGUGGCCUACAUUCUAAUGCCUUGAUUCUAUCCGAAAUACACAGCUAAAUUAUUGACUACUUUAACGACUUUACCUCCUAGAUUGGGAAAAUGAGUUGUGGUAUUAAGUAGAAAUACAUGACUUUACAAUUAAAAUGACUGAAAAUAUAUGAAUUCAGUGUGUUGUAAGUUGUUUUGGAUAUGGUCUAGGCCUAUAUGUUCUAGGGCUGUGACGAUCUGGUCCUUUAAAAACCUGCUGUAUGCAAAAUAUUGUGUGCUAUAGCUUGGAAAAUAAAUAAAUGUGACCAUGGAUGACAACAUAAUGAUUUUUGUUUCCAACAUUGGGGCUGUUUUCCUAAAGAAGUGAAAUCCGCUUCUUGUUUUGUUUCCUUGCCAUGAUACUAACGAGUAUCGCGAUACUGGUAUCGCCCCGGCCCUAAUAAGAUAACCUUAUUUAACAUUAAACCUGUCUUCUCUUGAGAUUAAAUAUAUAAUUGCAGUUUUACUGCAAGAUAUGAAUUGCCACAAUUAUGUUUGUUCUUCAAAAUUAUGUAUUUUAUUGGCUCUGUGACUGUGGACACUAAUUUGGGUGAACUAUCCCUUUAACAGUUUGGCCUGUCAAUCAAUCACUGUGGGUGGGAUUGUCAGGGGAGGGAGCAGGUUGCUUGUGAGUCACAUAGUUGGUAGGGGUUCAAACCUGUCAAUCAAUCACUGUGGGUGGACUUUGAGGGAAGGCAGUAGAUUAGUCAGAAAAACUAGUGUAGUCUACUCUUUCAAUUUAUUGUGGCAAAAACCUAAGAAAAAAGGUUAUGUUCUGUAAAGUAAACAUGGAUUCCUUGUUGAGAAACAAUACAGAAUUGCAGGAUUUUAAAAAAAGCCCACAGAUUGUGCACCCCCAUUUUUAUACAAAGUCAGGGGCCCAUUAUAGACCUACAGGUAUGCUUGAAGAAUGAAGCAGGUUAAACAUGGGCUUUGCUACACAGAAGGCAUCAGCAGUAUUUUGGACCAGAAUGAGGCUCUCUCUCCAAUACUUAUUGUUCCUGCAGUGAGGAUUCAACAUAUUCAACAAAUGUUUUCAUAAUUUAUCUGCAAAUAAUCGCCAAAAAGCAGUAGUAGCCUACCAGUAUGUAGAUUAGGGAGCCAAAUGAACAGCUCUCUCACCAACUCGGUCCCGACGUUCACUUAAAAGAUCUGUUCAAAAAUAGCUGUUUGUUUGCUAACAACCCAUCACUAGGCUACACUGACGAGUCACUUUAGCGGUCACUUGCAAGUCUCGACAUGGACUUAGAAUCCUAGGAAAAUACAAACAAGAUAUUUUGUUGACUUGUCCCGAUGUGAUACCAUGGACAUUUAACUAUGUUGUAUGAUUUAUGAAUAGCAAAGGGAUAUAGGAGAUUGACUUUAUUCAUUCAGUUCGACACCUUUUAUAAAGUAGUCUGCUGUUAAACACUUUUCGGUCGUCAAUUAAAGCACAGUAAAUAGCCUAUGCGCCCUGACUCCUUGGCUGGCUAUAUGAAACACGCAAAAUAAAUUAAAUGAAUGUGCCACAAAACAAUAAUUAAGUGGAUUUCAACUAAUUGUUACCACUUACAUUACAUGGGACAUGUAAAUUCACUCACAGGGACGAUGAAGAAGCAUCAUGCUCUCCCUGCUCCGUGAAAAUACAUUUGACUGCAGCCAACCACAGCGCACAAAAAUAACACGGGUACCGAGAGGCAGGACAGACAGCAGACUGACAAACCAGCAGUUUCCCUGUCAUCACUCACCUUGUGACUGACAGGCGCCUGUUCUUUCAAUAGAUUACUAGAAGAUGUACUGUAUAUCGUUCAUUCUAGCAGGAGAAGGCUAUACAGACUCUUCUGACUAUGGAAUUGAAACGUUUCAAUGAAAAUAAUCCUAGUUCAUUUAUGAAGUGGAAAAUGUAGGCGUUUGAGAAAACACUUAAUAUUUAUGCAGAGCUCUCUCUCUGCUCUUGUGGUGCUCAGCUCGGCUUUGUCCAUGGUGUGUUGUUCAGGGAUGCCAGCCUUGUGACUGGAGCCUGACUGACCAUUCUCCUUGUGGGAUGGUUUUGGGCCUCAUCCCCAGCUAUCAGUGGGUUCUCUCCUCUGGGUUAAGAGGGCAGUGAGGACAUUGAUGAAAGGUUUUCUUCUUGUUGACCUCUAACCUUUCCUUCCUCCUCUCUUCUCCCUUCCCUCCAUCCCUCAGCAACCGAAGGACUGCAUGCGUCUGGACGAGACCAUGCUGGUGAAGCAGCUGCUGCCAGAGAUCUGUCACUUCAUCCACACGUACCGCGAGGGCCACCAGCACGCCGCCGAGCUCCGUAACUCCGCCUCCGGGGUCCUCUUCUCCCUCAGCUGCAACAACUUCAACGCUGUGUUCAGCCGCAUCUCCACCAGGUGACAUUAACCAUAAACACCCCACAACUCUCCCCUCACCCCAACCUGCUCAGAAUGGAAUAUUAACACUACACAACUCUCCCCUCAGCCCAACCUGCUCUGAGCAGGGACAGGCCAAGAUGGAAGGACUAAGGAUGCACAUAGAGGAUGGGUUACUAAAUGUACAGUGCAUUUGGAAAGUAUUAAGACCCCUUGACUUUUUACUCAUUUUGUUACGUUACAGCCUUAUUCCAAAAUGGAUUAAAUUGUUUUUUUCCUUAUCAAUCUACACAAAAUACCCCAUAAUGGUUUUCAGAUUUUUUUUGUAAAAGAAACAACAACAAAAAACUAAAAUAUCACAUUAACAUAAGUAUUCUCAGACCCUUUACUCAGUACUUUGUUGAAGCACCUUUGGCAGCGAUUACAGCCUUAAGUCUUCUUGGGUAUGACGCUACAAGCUUGGUACACCUGUAUUUGGGGAGUUUCUCCCAUUCUUCUCCUCUCAAGCUGUCAGGUUGGAUGGGAGCGUUGCUGCACAGCUAUUUUCAGGUUCAGUUCGGGUCUCUGGCUGGGCCACAUUCAGAGACUUUUCCCGAAGCCACUUCUGCGUUGUCUUGGCUGUGUGCUUAGGGUCGUUGUCCUGUUGGAAGGUGAACCUUCACCCCAGUCUGAGGUCCUGAGCGCUCUGGAGCAGGUUUUCAUCAAGGAUCUCUCUGUACUUUGCUCCGUUCAUCUAUCCCUUGACCCUGACUAUUCUCCCUGUCCCUGCCACUGAAAAACAUCCCCACAGCAUGAUGCUGCCACCACCAUGCUUCACCGUAGGGAUGGUGCCAGGUUUCCUCCAGACGUGACGCUUGGCAUUCAGGCCAAAGAGUUCAAUCUUGGUUACAUCAGACCAGAUAAUCUUGUUUCUCAUGGUCUGAGAGUCCUUUAGGUGCCUUUUGGCAAACUCCAAUCGGGCUGUCAUGUGCCUUUUACUGAGGAGUGGCUUCCGUCUGGCCACUCUGCCAUAAAGGCCUGAUUGGUGGAGUGCUGCAGAGAUGGUUGUCCUUCUGGAAGGUUCUCCCAUCUCCACAGAGGAACUCUGGAGCUCUGUCAGAAUGACCAUCGGGUUCUUGGUCACCUCCCUGACCAAGGCCCUUCUCCCCCGAUUGCUCAGUUUGGCCGGGCAGCCAGCUCUAAGAAGAGUCUUGGUGGUUCCAAACUUCCAAUGCUGCAGAAAUGUUUUGGGACCCUACCCCAGGUCUGUGCCUCAACACAAUCAUGUCUCGGAGCUUUACGGACAAUUCCUUUAACCUCAUGGCUUGGUUUUUGCUCUGACAUGCACUGUCAACUGUGGGACCUUUAUAUAGACAGGUGUGUGCCUUUCCAAAUCAUGUCCAAUCAAUUGAAUUUACAGGUGGACUCUAAUCAAGUUGUAGAAAUGUCUCAAGGAUGAUCAAUGGAAACAUGAUACACCUGAGCUCAAUUUCGAGUCUCAUAGCAAAGGGUCUGAAUACCUAUGUAAAUAAGGUAUUUCUGUUUUGUAUUUAGAAUACAUUUGCUAAAAUUUCUAAAAACCUGUUUUCACUUUGUCAUUAUGGGGUAUUGUGUGUAGAUUGAUGAGAGCGAGGGGGAAGAGAGAAGAUCGAGCUAUCACCCACCUAAGAUAGAUAGAGUAAAUGUAGGGGAGAUGAAUAAAGGGAGUCUCUGUCAGCAGCCUUCAUAAAGAGUGUCUUUGUCUGGGUCUGAUGGAGUAAUGUUCCACCGUGAGCACCAUGCCCAAUAAGGACCUUGGGCCGGAUUCACAAAACACUACUAACGAAAAAACGUAACGUUCAUAAGAUAGUUCGUAAGUGCAGUUCCUCAAAAUGUUCUUAGGAAUUCAUAUGGGUGCGUUCGUAAAUUCACUCUGGCUAUCUACUCCGAUUUCAGAGCACUCUCGAAUUUACGAACGCUCAACACCCAUUGAAUAUGGCCGGUGUCAGUAAACGUAGGCAAAAAAGCAUAAUUAAAUUGUUGCCAGCAGCACAGUUACCAACGCUCUGGAUAACAUGAAAACAGCCUAAUCAGCUCUGCUAGGGUGAGUAAAGUAAAAUGGUUAGAGUGAGGUGUUCUUACAUUUGUGUCUGGAAGUAGCUAGCAAGCUAGCCAACGUUAGCCAGUUAGCUUGGGUACUUGACUGCCGUUGUGAGGUCAGAACGCUCGGAUCAACCCUCGGCCAGAGCGUCCAGUGUGCGCUCUGAACGCUCCGAGAGCGAAACACUCUGAAUUUAUGAACGGGCAAUCUGAUAACGCUCUGAAUUUACGAACGCCCAGAGCACACUCUGAGUGCUAUCUGGCACUCCAGAAUUUAUUUACAAACACACCCUGAGAUUACAGUUCUAAAACAUGUUCUUUGGUUUAAAAUAAUCAAUACUGAAACUUUCAGAUUAAGUUUGUGAGUGAAUUAAAUGUGUUCAAUUGCUUUCAAUUGCUUUUACUCUCACUGCCCUGAGUUUAAGACAAGGGUUUAGCUAUCUUGAAAUGAAGAACAUUUCCAAUAACUUUAUUUUCAAGAAUCUGAUUUCUUCUUAACUUUUUGCUUAAGGAGAAACAUAAGAAAUAGCGUAAAACAUUUCCAAUAACCUUUUUGAGGAAUAGCAACUUUGCUUAAUUUUCGUCUUAAGUCUAUAGUUACGGGGAAAAGGGCAGUUAAGAAGAAAUGUCUUCUUAAGAAGGUUUUGUGAAUCUGGGCACUGGGCCUGAACAAGACGUGCAUGUGGGAGAAAACAUCUGGUUUAACCAUUAACCACUAGGGUUUAUGAAUUAUUUGUGGAAGUUUAGAAAAGCACAGCUUUUGUCUCCCUUCUCCUUGCACUGGUGUACUAUUUGGUUCUGAGGCAGAAGAGAAGAGUGCUGCUCCGCUCGUGUAUCUAUCGUGUCUGUGAGUCGCAGUCUGCACUUGUUAACCCAGCUGUGCUGUGGUCUGAUUGGUCCAUGACUUGCAGGCCUCAGACUGAUGAAGUAGCAGUUUAUUAAAACAUGAGGACUGAGGAUGAGGUUAUGUUAUGUGAUGUUAGGACAGGGAAAGAAUGUUGACCUCAACCACUCCCAAGUGUCACCUUUCGCUCUUCAGAGCUUUUACCUUAAAAGCAUUGCCCUGUCAUCCAAACUAUUUGAUGUCAGUUAGUACCACGCAAAGGCAAAGCACUAUAUGACCCAUCAUUUGCUACUUAACCCUGGUUCUUUGAGGCUUUAGUAGUCUUACUCACCGAACCACCUGAUUUUAAUUAUUCAAUUUCCCAUUGGGUUUGGUUUUCACCAUAGGCUAGUGUAUGUAUGUAUGUAUCUAUGUAUGUAUGUAUGUAUGUAUGUAUGAUGAUGAUUAGUAUAUGUAUGAUGAUACUCUAAUGCUACUUAUCUACAGCUUUGUAGUGAUGAUGUGAUGCUAUUGAGUGUGAAUAUUUGAUGAGAUGAAAAGGAUCAUCUUUAAUAAAUCUUUGCUGUGUUUCCCCUCAGGUUGCAGGAGCUCACCGUGUGUACGGAGGACACAGUGGACGUCCAUGACAUUGAGCUCAUCCAGUACAUUAAUGUGGACUGUGCCAAGCUGAAGAAACUGCUCCAAGGUAUACACCUAUUCUUAUCAGUCACGUUGCUUUAUUUAGGACAACAGACGUCACAUUUUGAUAGAGCUACUUCCUAUUGGUUGUCAUCUCCUUCUGCAGAGACUGUGUUUAAAUUCAAAGCCCUCAAGAAGCCUGCCCAGCUAAGUGUCAUCAACAGUUUAGAGAAGGUGAGUCUCUCACUGUCUCUCUCGCUCUCUGUCUGUCCGUUGGUCUAUGUCUCUCUGUCUCUGUCGCUUUCGCUGUCUGUCUCUGUCUCUGUCUCGCUCUCUGUGUCGCUCUCUCUCUCUGCAAUGUCUGUCUAUAGACUCACUGUCUCCACCUAGUGGUGUCUCUCCUCCUCUCUCCUCUUGUUGCCCUUCUCCUCCUGCUCUACUGUAGUGUCUGUUGAGUUCACGUGGAGCUGCUCAGGCAUCUGGAUACACUUCAGUGCAGUCAGGACACUAGUGUUUACUCUAACUGUCUCUGGCUAACCAGAAGCCCCAGUCAUGAAGCUGAAGUGUGGCUCCACUGAGAGGACGAGUAAACACACUAACUGUUUUAUGAAGUUUUACAUUUAAACAGUUUUUAUCUCUCCUAAUCAGAGCGUGACAUUAGUAUCUGAAUAGUUCAGUUGGCUGAGGAUAGGGAAACAUUCUUGCAAGUUGGUGUGUUGUCAAUAAUCUUCUCUGUGAGUUGAGGAUAAGGACAGUGCUUUCCAGGCAGUUGAUGUAACCCCCUUCUCUCCCCCCUCAGGCCUUCUGGAACUGGGUGGAGAACUACCCUGAUGAGUUCACCAUGCUAUACCAGAGGCCACAGACAGACAUGUCUGGUGAGGAUGCUGUUACAGUUCUAAUGUUACAAUCAGAGAUUCAUCCUAUGUCUGUGUUAUUGACUGUGUUGUUGCUUGGCCGUGUCUCUCCCAGACUGUGCAGAGAAGCUGUUUGACCUGGUGGACAGUUUUGCUGAGAGCGCCAAGAGGAAGGCAGCCGUGUGGCCCCUGCAGAUCAUCCUCCUCAUCCUCUGUCCCAACAUCACACAGGAACUCUCCAGAGAGACCGUGGAGGACACCAAGGUCAACAAGGUCAGACACAACACAGACACCAGUGUUUUAAUCAGCCAUGUCUUCCUCUCCUCUCAUACAGUACUCUUCUGUCUGCCUAACAGAAACUGUUCCUGGAUAACCUGAGGAAGGCUCUGGCUGGCCAUGGGGGCAGUAAACAGCUGACUGAGAGUGCUGCCAUCGCCUGUGUCAAACUCUGCAAGGCCUCCACCUACAUCAACUGGGAGGACCACUCUGUCAUCUUCCUCCUGGUGCAGUCCAUCGUAGUGGACCUCAAGGUGAGCACCAGCCACAGAUGGUCCUCUGAUUAUCACUGUUAUGGGACAGUAUUAUAAUCAUAGUAUACAGUAUUAGUCACCAGUGAUAACCAGUCACAGCUGAUGCUAUCUACCUUGUCUCUCCCUUCUCCUGUCAGGCCCUGCUCUUCAACCCAGCCAAGCCUUUCUCCAGAGGGGCGGGAAGUCAGAACGCAGACGUGGACCUCAUGAUCGACUGCUUUGUCUCCUGUUUCCGCAUCAAUCCACAUAACAACCAUCACUUUAAGGUCUGGGACUCCUGUGGACCUCUGGAGUAUAGUAUUGCAUAGAAAUGUUUAUGUUGAUACACAUUUAUCAUUAACUGAUGUUAAGCACGUACUGGUGUGUUGAAGUAAGGACUGUGUGAUCUCUGUUCAACGUCUCUCUAUUUAUUUGGCUCUCCCACUGUAGGUCUGCCUGGCAUCAUCCUCCCCUCCCACCUUUCACUUUGUCCUGGUCAACUCCCUACACAGAAUCAUCACUAAUGUAAGUGUGUGGUGUCAUUGCCCAACUUCGAGUUAAGGGAUCAAUCAACACACCCAAUACCAAUGUCCAGUGCCACCAUCCAAAGUAUAUAAAACUGACCAAUGCUGUGGGCACACAGUGCACGUCUACAAUGACCAGUGGUAACCUUAUCUGUGGUGACUCGGUGUAUAUGAUGUCACUACUGUAGGAAUGGCUCACAUACUGUAGACACACUGGGCUUUAUUAUACAGGCAUUAGAUGGACUACCAUCUCACUCUGGCUGAGCCAUGCAGGGAGAGGAAGAGCUGCAGACACUUAUGUGGUGUGUGUGUGUUUCAAUGGGAAGUGCCUGAGGGCAGAUUUCAUACAGAGACCCUUUUAUUAGCUCUCCAUGUGCCUGAGAGACUGUGUGUGUCUGUGUGUGUAGGAGAGAUGGAGUGAGAGUAUUACCGGUCUCUCUCUCGCCCCCCUUACCCAAAGCACUUCCUGUCUGUGAGCAGAAGUUAGAGGCUGCUUUUGUUCCUGUGUGUGUCUGUCUGUCUGGGUGGGUGGGUAACAAAUAGAGUAGGAGAGGACAGCUGCCAUCGUUCUUCCCCUCCAGGCAAACUGGAGAAGUCCAUCUCCACCCCAACAAAUCCUACACGGCUGAAGGCCCCGUGUUAUCUGAGAAAGUUUUGAUUUGGAUAACACUGUAAGCACCCACCAUAAUCAACCUAAAGGAUUGAGUUUAACCCUUGGUCCAUUCCUCUGUUGCAGUCUCCAUUGGACUGGUGGCCUAAGAUUGACACUGUGUACUGCUACUCAGGAGAGCUGAGGAUCAUGUUUUCUGAGACACUGGGCCACGUGAUGAGAGGCUGCAGUACACACGCUCCCCUCCGCAUGACUCCGGUAAGACACGCACACAGCAAAACACCCUCGCCGUCUGUGGGCGGACUGACCACACACACAACUCAACACACACUCUUGGAAACAAAAACAUACUCUACAAACCCCAGUAUUGCUGGGAUGAGCUGAGAUGUUAUUGAAUGUCAGACUGCAGUGGCUGUGUAUGGUUUUACAGAGGAGAACAGGAGAUUCACAGCAACCGGAGACAAAUCCUCCUGUCCACUUGCAGGAGAACAUUUCUGAUAACUCUUUCAUAACCCCUCACUUCCCUGUCCUUUUGUAUGACUGCGUGAGUGUAUGGGUGUGUCAUCUCGCUGUCAUCAGUGUGUUUGGUUCAGUCAUCUCGUGGAGGUGGAGGACUGCAGAGGGAGCUCUCUGACAUCACUCACUCUUUUCCUUUUGCUCCGUUCUUUCCUUUUUUCCCCUUCUUCAUUUUGAACUGGCUGCUGCUCACUCACUCAGAUGCCAACCUGUCACAGUCACUGUUUUGCAUUGCAGUGGGCAUCUGUCGCUGUAAGUAUAACUGCCACCCCUUCCACUCCCCAAGCCUCCUCCUCCUGAACCUUCUGCAGCUGACCCCUGACCUCUAACCCCUGACCUCACCCUCAGGCUACCACAGAUAAGAGAGAGUCCCUGUCGUCCUCCACCACCUCCGUGCUCUGGUUGAAGUGAGCCUGCCUCCGAUUCCUCCCUCCACUCCAUCUCAUCUGUCUGCUAGGCUAACUCCUGGGGCAUGCUUCUCAGCCUGUUGAGGCUGGGUCGUCCACUUGCACACUCGCUCAGUCUUUGGAUUGUUAAUCUCCUUUAUUUUAACUUCUAAAUUGAGUAUCUCAAUAUGAUCACAGUGUUGACAUACCUUCAAACUAGGUUCUGUGGAUGGAUACUUCGUUGGGUUCUCAUCACCUGUGAAGGAAUGGGAGGCCUGUAGAUUGUGUUGGUGCAUAGUUGAAUAUUUCCUUCAAACUCCACUAGAGUUGGUUAUUAUUUCCUCAUCCAUUAUCUGUGUGUGUCGUGUCCUGGUGUUGUGUGUUUGUGUGUGGGCCUGACUCCCUCAUGGUGGCCAGCCCAUGAUGGAUUAGGCAUGGCCCCAUGCUCCUGUCUGUUUGUCUGUCAGUCUGGUUGCCCACCUCCUGUUUCAUGGUCUACCCAUGAAGGGCCCUCAUGAAACAGUCUCUCUUUCUCUAUCUUUGACCCCUGAUCCUUUCUCUCCUGGUGGCUCUCCUGAUCCCUGUGCUGUGGGUCUCUGCUCAGAGGGUGGGAACUUGUUUGUCUGAUUGCAGGAGAGAUACUCUGCAUCUGUCUCUCUCUCCGUCUCCUCUAGUUUAUCUUUCCACGUUUUCCUUACCCUCCCUCUUUUUUACUAACGGCAGUCUCUACCGUUUGUUUCCUUCAGAGUCUGACCUUCAAGGAGAAGAUGACCAGUCUGAAGUUCAAGGAGAAGACCACAGACCUGGACACUCGGAGCCUCCUGCUGGCCCUGGUCAAGCUCAUUCACGCUGACCCCAAACUCAUGCUGCAUGUUAGUGUUUACUCUGUUUACUUUAGCUCUCCUGGCCAGAAAGAAUGUGUGUUUUGCUGUUUGAGGAUGGUCUGUGUAACACAGUAGUUAUCCUUUUAAUUCUACAUUUGUUGUGUUGGGUUAAGGGAUCAUCGUGGUUAAUUCCACUUGCAGGGUUAGAUUUAGACAAAUUAGCCAAGUGUUUGGUUGGAGACUGAUUAGAAAGUCUUAAGCUGGUUUGGGAUUUGCAAAGACUUUUCGGCAGACUGGUCCGGAAAAGCCACUCUUGGCAUGUUUGUACAUGGCUGUGUGGUCGUGUACAUGUGUUUGUUUACUUUGUGUGUGUGUGUGUGUGUGUCAGAAUCCGGGUAAGCAGGGUCAGGAGAUCCAGAGCAGUACAGCAGAGCUGAUCACCGGUCUGGUGCAGCUGGUGCCUCUGGCCAACAUGGGAGAGUGUUCACAGGAGGCCAUGGAGGUGAGCCCAAUCUCUCUCUUUUUUCUGUCUCUCUCUCUCUCCCUUUUUCUCCAUUAUGGUUACAUUUGCACACAGUGGUUAAUAGAUACUCCUCCUGUUCUCUUCCUUUUGUAGGCCCUCUUGGUCCUGCAUCAACCUGAGACCAUAGAGCUGUGGAACCCAGAUGCUCCCAUUGAGACCUUCUGGGACAUCAGGUAGCCUAAACGCCCCAUUUAAAAAAAAAACACCUUUGCUUAUGCAUGGUCCUCUACAUUAGAUGCCAGGUGAAAUUGAGUGUUCAUUGAUGCUGAUUGGUUAGCACAAAUGGAGAUCACCCAGUUUGACUGUGAUUGGCUGUUGUUCCCUGCAGUUCCCAGGUCCUCUUCUUCAUCUGUAAGAAGCUGGUUGGCCACCAGAUGAUCAAUAGCACAGAGAUCCUCAAGUGGCUGAGGGAGAUCCUCAUAUGCAGGAACAAGUUCCUCCUCAGGAACAAGGUAGGUUACGGUGUGUUAUGUAGUCCCUGUGUGUCUCAUCCAGGAAGACACAACAUUAUAUCAUGUUCAGAAAUAUUUUUUUGUAUAAUGGAUAUAUACUUCUGUCAUGCAGAGUAAAGAAAAAUGGCAGCUCUAUGCAUGACAUUUACAGUGAGGGGAAAAAAGUAUUUGAUCCCCUGCUGAUUUUGUACGUUUGCCCACUGACAAAGAAAUGAUCAGUCUAUAAUUUUAAUGGUAGGUUUAUUUGAACAGUGAGAGACAGAAUAACAACAAAAAAAUCCAGAAAAACGCAUGUCAAAAAUGUUAUAAAUUGAUUUACAUUUUAAUGAGGGAAAUAAGUAUUUGACCCCCUCUCAAUCAGAAAGAUUACUGGCUCCCAGGUGUCUUUUAUACAGGUAACGAGCUGAGAUUAGGAGCACACUCUUAAAGGGAGUGCUCCUAAUCUCAGUUUGUUACCUGUAUAAAAGACACCUGUCCACAGAAGCAAUCAAUCAAUCAGAUUCCAAACUCUCCACCAUGGCCAAGACCAAAGAGCUCUCCAAGGAUGUCAGGGACAAUAUUGUAGACCUACACAAGGCUGGAAUGGGCUACAAGACCAUCGCCAAGCAGCUUGGUGAGAAGGUGACAACAGUUGGUGCGAUUAUUCGCAAAUGGAAGAAACACAAAAGCACUGUCAAUCUCCCUCGGCCUGGGGCUCCAUGCAACUUUUCACCUUGUGGAGUUGCAAUGAUCAUGAGAACGGUGAGGAAUCAGCCCAGAACUACACGGGAGGAUCUUGUCAAUGAUCUCAAUGCAGCUGGGACCAUAGUCACCAAGAAAACAAUUGGUAACACACUACGUCGUGAAGGACUGAAAUCCUGCAGUGCCCCCAAGGUCCCCCUGCUCAAGAAAGCACAUAUACAGGGCCGUCUGAAGUUUGCCAAUGAACAUCUGAAUGAUUCAGAGGAGAACUGGGUGAAAGUGUUGUGGUCAGAUGAGACCAAAAUCGAGCUCUUUGGCAUCAACUCAACUCGCCGUGUUUGGAGGAGGAGCAAUGUUGCCUAUGACCCCAAGAACACCAUCCCCACCGUCAAACAUAGAGGUGGAAACAUUAUGCUUUGGGGGUGUUUUUCUGCUAAGGGGACAGGACAACUUCACCGCAUCAAAGGGACGAUGGACGGGGCCAUGUACCAACAAAUCUUGGAUGAGAACCUCCUUCCCUCAGCCAGGGCAUUGAAAAUGGGUCGUGAAUGGGUAUUCCAGCAUGACAAUGACCCAAAACACACGGCCAAGGCAACAAAGGAGUGGCUCAAGAAGAAGCACAUUAAGGUCCUGGAGUGGCCAAGCCAGUCUCCAGACCUUAAUCCCAUAGAAAAUCUGUGGAGGGAGCUGAAGGUUCGAGUUGCAAACGUCAGCCUCGAAACCUUAAUGACUUGGAGAAGAUCUGCAAAGAGGAGUGGAACAGAAUCCCUUCUGAGAUGUGUGCAAACCUGGUGGCCAACUACAAGAAAUGUCUGACCUCUGUGAUUGCCAACAAGGGUUUUGCCACCAAGUACUAAGUCAUGUUUUGCAGAGGGGUCAAAUACUUAUUUCCCUCCAUUAAAAUGCAAAUCAAUUUAUAACAUUUUUGACAUGCAUUUUUCUGUAUUUUUUUGUUGUUAUUCUGUCUCUAACUGUUCAAAUAAACCUACCAUUAAAAUUAUAGACUGAUCAUGUCUUUGUCAGUGGGCAAACGUACAAAAUCAGCAGGGGAUCAAAUACUUUUUUCCCUCACUGUAUAUAUACAUUCUGAACACCCUCCUGAAUGUGACCUUCUCUAGAUCUCCAUUGUUCUAACCCCUCUGUCCUAUCUUCCUCCCCCAGGAGCAGGCCAUAGUGGGCAGUGGCAUCCCCAUCUGCAGACAGGCCCAGACCAAGCUGGAGGUGUGUCUCUACAUGUUCCUGUGGAGCCCUGACAUGGAGGCCGUUCUGGUGGCCAUGUCCUGCUUCAGACACCUGUGUGAGGAGGCUGAGGUCCGCUGUGGCAUGGACGAGGUCCCGGUGCAGACCAUCCUGCCCAACUACAACACCUUCAUCGAGUUUGCCUCCGUCAGCAACAUGAUGUCCACAGGUUAGUAGUGAACGCACGCGCUAAUGACCUCCUAAACAUUCUUCAUCUGGGUCAGUUCAAUAAUCAAGAGGGACCUGGGGGAGAAAUGUAAAUUAUGGUGCUGUACCUUAUGGUGUAUAGAGUACCACCUCUAGUGCAGUGGCGGUCUGUGCUGUUUAAGAGGAGGGAGGACGAUUAUUUUAUUUUUAUGAGCAUGUCCUUAUUUCUAUUACAGCAUAUUGGAUGACUGUCAUUUAUAUUCCAUUCACCCAGGUCAAUGUAACAUUGAUAGGUUUAGGCUGCUACAUGAUACUACAAUUUUCCCUAUACCCAUCAUGAGGUUGUUACAACCUAGCCUAUGAAUUAAAGUUUACAAUGUAGGUGCACAGGUCGAGAGAAAAACGUAAGUAAUCAAGGUAAAACACAGUGACACGUUCAAUACCGCCUCGCACAUUCUUGCCUGCAUCUAGCUGAUCUAGGGUGUAAUCAUCCAACAGUUGCAAACAAAAGUUUCUAUUGGACAAAUUCAGGUAUGUUUAUCCCCGUUUUAGUUCCGUUUGCUUCCGUUUAAUAAAUGUUUUUCAACAGAUGGGUGGAAUGAAUACACGCAAACACAGUUUACUUUCAUAGCAGCCACAUACAAACAUAAUGAUCUGCUGCUUUGUAUAGUUCCUUCUCGCAUCUACGCGCUCUCCUCCUCUCACCUUUUCACUUCACUUGUGGACCUCAGUGCACAACACAUCAGCUGUGUGUGACCAGGCAGAAAAACUUUUCCAAGCCAAACCUUCAUAUGGUAACCGCUAGCUGCAGCCUACAUCGUUGCCACCAUAUUAGCUAAGGUCAUAGUCAACAUAGCUACUAGAACUAACACGUUAGUAAACCUGCUACAAUCAUGCAGUACAGUGUACAAGCAGUUUAGCAGUUACACCGGCGGGCCCCGGUGGCAAUAAAUUAAUAAAACCAAAAGCUGACUUGGAAGAGUUCUAGUGUUGGAUAGCCAUAGCCAGCUUGCUAACAUAGCAACCCUCUCUGUUUGAGCCGGAUGUUUGAGUAGGCUAAACUAGCUAGCUAAGUAAGUGAAAGUCAAAAAAAUACAACGAAAUAUAGCUAGCUCUCUCUCUCUCAUGUCUCCUUCAUUUUUGAAGAAAUGUCUUCAAAACUGUUCAACUAUUGUCUUUCUCUUUGAGUCAACUACUCAACACAUUUUAUGCACUGCAGUGCUAGCUUGCUGUAGUACUAGAUUUUAUUCUCUGAUCCUUUGAUUGGUUGGACAACAUGUCAGUUCAGGCUGCAAGAGCUCUGAUAGGUUGGAGGACGACUUACUCUGUAAGUCUAUGGAAGGGGGUGAGAACCAUGAGCCUCCUAGGUUUUGUAUUGAAGUCAAUGUACCCAGAGGAGGACGGAAACUAGCUGCCCUCUGUUUACACCAUGGUGCUACCCUACAGAGUGCUGUUGAGGAUACUGUAGACCCUUAUUGCAAAAUAGUGUGUUUUAAUAAAUUAUUUGGUGAAAUGAAUAUAUUUAGUGUAGUUUUAUCUAAAAAGGAUAACCUUUGUAAUGUUUCACUAUUUUAAUUUGUCUGAAAUUCACUGAGGAGGAUGGUCCUUCCUCUGAGGAGCCUCCACUGCUAUAGAGGGCAGUCCCAGCAUGAGAACUCAGAAGCUCAAAUCAAAUGAUAUUUGUCACAGUGAAAUAAUGUUCCUUUUCCAACAAUGCAGAGUUAAAGAUAAAAUAAAAAGGAAUAAAUACACAGUGAAUAACGGGUCAAAAUAACAUGGCUAUAUACAGGAAGUACCAGUACCGAGUUGAAGUGCAGGGGUACGAGGUAAUUGAAGUAGCUAUGUACAUAUAGGUAGGGGUAAAGUGACCAGGCAACUGGAUAGAUAAUAGACAGUAGCGGUGAGUGUGUGUGCUGGGGCUGUCAGAGAGGUGAAGGCUCCUGUCAUAGUGUGUUUGUGUGUUUUCAGGCCGCUCAGCCCUGCAGAAGAGAGUGAUGGCUCUGUUGAGGAGGAUAGAACACCCUACUGCAGGAAACAAAGAGGUGAAAGAGUGGCCUGCUGCUGUGCUUCUAGUCAUACCCUGAUGGUUCAAUAAUGGAAGGAUGUUUGUGAAGCACGAUAUUCAUAUCAACUCAGCAUUUGUUUUACUAUCUUCCCCACAGGCAUGGGAAGACACGCAUGCAAAAUGGGAGCAGGCAACCAAAUUAAUCCUCACCCAUCCCAAAACUAAGCUAGAGGAUGGCCAGGCAAGCAGACACCCAGUAGCUUGUUGUUAUGCAUUCUAGUUAUGCACAUCAAAAUACACUUCACAAAUUAUUUGGUUGUGGAUUGAUGUUGUCUCUCUGUUGCCUUCUCUCAUUGGUCCUCUCUCUCUGCUUCUGUGUCCAGGAGUGGAUCAACAUGACUGGUUUCCUGUGUGCUCUGGGAGGUGUGUGUCUGCAGCAGCGCAGUGUCCCAGGCCUGGCCACCUACAGCCCCCCCAUGGGGCCUCUCAGUGAGAGGAAGAGCUCCAUGAUCUCCAUGGGCUCCUGUGAGGGGAACACUGAGACGCCCCUGGGCCGCUUCCUGGACCGCCUGCUGUCCCUCAUGGUGUGCAGCCAUGAGAAGGGUGUUCAGAUCCGGACUAAUGUUAAGGACCUGGUGGGCCUGGAGCUCAGCCCAGCUCUCUACCCUAUGCUCUUCAACAAACUCAAGAACAGCAUCAGCCGCUUCUUCGACGCACAGGGGCCGGUGAGAGAACACACACAAACACAUACACACGCACGCUGAGUAAACCUCAUCCGUUAUCUGUUUGUCAUAGUAUAAUCACAUUGGUGUGAGCACUCUUGCUUCUGAAAAGGGUUGUACCUGUAUAUCCAAAGUCACUGAAGGAAUAGAGACGGUUAGAGCCUCUUUGUUAGCCUGUGUGGUAAAAUAUAUUUUUCUCUGUCUGUUUAGGUCCCCAUCAAUGACACUAACACCCAGUUUGUGGAGCAGACCAUUGCCAUCAUGAAGAACCUACUGGACAACCACACUGAGGGCAGCUCAGAGCACCUGGGACAGGCCAGCAUAGAGACCAUGAUGCUCAACCUGGUCAGGUAAAUGCCACCCUUCCUGUCCUCCCCUCUAUGCCGACCCUGGACCAUGAGACUGUUGGUGAGCUGCUGUGAGCCCACUGCCCACUCUCAUCCUCCCCAUGCCCUGUGUUGUGUUGGCAGGUACGUGCGUAUCCUAGGCAACAUAGUGCAUGCCAUUCAGAUCAAGACCAAGCUGUGCCAGCUGGUGGAGGUGAUGAUGGAGAGACGAGACGACCUGUCCUUCUGCCAGGAGAUGAAGUUCAGGUGAGAAUGUCCUCCUGGAGUCUUGACUGUCUGUCAAACAUGUACUGUACUGUCCAGGUUUACUGCAACAUAUCGAGUGAUACGGAGUAAUACAAAGACCAUGCCAUUUAGUUUACAAACUGUAAAUGAAUGUCCAUGCAUCCCUGGCAGGAAUAAGAUGGUGGAGUACCUGACAGACUGGGUGAUGGGCACCUCAAACCAGGCGGCUGAUGAUGACGUCAAGUGUCUUACCAGGUACUGUACUGCUACCACCCCCUGCUUGGAUUGUACCCCCCUCACACAGCUGAUCUGACCAUGACCUCUACCCCUGACCUCUGAUCUCUAACCCCUGACCUAUGCCCUGUACUGUGUGAUCUACAGGGACCUGGACCAGGCCAGUAUGGAGGCGGUGGUGUCCCUGCUAGCUGGCCUGCCCCUCCAGCCUGAGGAGGGAGACGGAGUGGAACUGAUGGAGGCCAAGUCCCAGCUCUUCCUCAAGUACGACAGAUAUCCUCUCCAUUACUAUUGCACUUUAUUACUUAUGAAAUGUACAUCACAGUUAUACAGAAAGCAAAGUCUGGCAUUUCACAUCAUUACUCCCACUAGCUUUGUAGUGAUUGUGUGUGUCCUCGUCCUAGGUACUUCACCCUGUUCAUGAACCUGCUGAAUGACUGCAGUGAGGUGGAGGAUGAUGGGCAGCAGGUGGCAGGGAGGAAGAGGGGCAUGUCUCGACGCCUGGCCUCCCUCCGACACUGCACCGUCCUGGCCAUGUCCAACCUCCUCAACGCUAACGUGGACAGUGGCCUCAUGCACUCCAUCGGUCAGUCUGGAAACCUAACAUAGGAACUUAUCAGGAAUGAGGCUUAGGCUCGCUCUUUGGUUGGCUGCUUCAUGUGUCCCUGUUUAAAGUGCUUAACUGCACAUGCGAAAGAAAAGUAACAGUGUAAGUGGCUUUAAUGGGAUCUCUGUUAAUUACAUCUAAUUCCUCAUUAGUGUAGGGUCGUUAAAACAAUACUUGCCUGUGCACGGUCAAUGUUCUUCCCUCUUGUCCCACUUAGGUAAGAUUUAUAAUACAUUUCUCUCUAUCUCCCCCCCUCUCUCUCUGUGUGUAGGUCUGGGCUACCAUAAGGACCUGCAGACGCGGGCCACCUUCAUGGAGGUGCUGACUAAGAUCCUGCAGCAGGGGACAGAGUUUGACACGCUGGCAGAGACGGUGCUGGCUGACCGUUUCGAGAGGCUGGUGGAGCUGGUCACCAUGAUGGGAGACCAGGGAGAGCUGCCUAUUGCCAUGGCAUUGGCCAACGUAGUGCCCUGCUCCCAGUGGGUAUGUAGCCUAUUCACCACCCCCUGUCCUUUCUGUGUGACCUGACAUCUUGACCCUGGGUGUUAGAUCUGGGGGUGUAAAUGGAAUAACAUUUUAAUCCAAAUGUUUUCAUACUGUUCAUAGGUGUGAAUAUGAAUGAAUGUGUCAGUGUUGUGUUAGUGACUGUGGGUGUCAGAGUGUGAGCUGUGUCAGUAAUGGUGUGAUCUCUGUCAGUGAUUUUCUCCCCUCCUGUCCCCUGUCAGGAUGAGCUGGCGCGGGUGCUGGUGACUCUGUUUGACUCGCGCCACCUCCUGUACCAGUUGCUGUGGAACAUGUUUUCCAAGGAGGUGGAGCUGGCGGACUCCAUGCAGACUCUGUUCCGAGGAAACAGUCUGGCCAGCAAGAUCAUGACCUUCUGCUUUAAGGUACACAACAUGACUGGCUGGGUGCCCAGUCCUGUCCUGAUAAACCAAGGCAUGAAAGUGUGGUUGAGGUCUUUACAACUAUGCAAAAUACCUGCUCUCUGACAAAGGCCAUGACACACUAUGUGGUCUUAGGCUUUCCAGGAAGCAUGGCGCCUGCUUUCUGUGAGUUCUAGUUUAGAUUGUCAGUGUGUUGUUGCGUGUCUGUAUCCACCCCUCCCUCCCUCUGCUGUGUUUCAGGUGUACGGGGCCACGUACCUGCAGAAGCUUCUAGAACCUCUCCUCAGAGGGGUCAUCACCGGCCCAGAGUGGCAGCUCAUCAGCUUCGAGGUGGACCCCACCAGGUACCAUACCCCACAGACACCACACCAACACUAUUUUACUCAUUCACCCACUUUGUUUUCCAGCUGUACUAUUUAAACCAAGGCAGCACUGCUAAUAAAUUAACUGAUCAUCUGCUUGUUUUGAUUUCAGGCCCCUCAGAAAAUUAUAAGAUUUUCAGCAACAUGGAAGAAGUGUUGUAUGCUACCUGACCUGUUGCAUUGUCCCAUGCUCUCUUGCUGUCUCUGGUUUUGACUGACUGGUUCGGUGUCUCCAGCUGUGUCUGUGGUUGUGACUGGUUCUGUGUCUCCGGCUGCAGGCUGGAGCAGAGUGAGAUCCUGGAGGAGAACCAGAGGAACCUGCUGCAGAUCACCAACCGCUUCUUCCUGGCCAUCAUCAACUCCUCCACAGAGUUCCCCCCUCAGCUGCGCAGUGUCUGUCACUGCCUGUUCCAGGUACAUAUUAGACACCUCAACUCCCAACUCUAACCCAGGCUGGAAGCCCCCAUCUGACUGACAGGGUUCCUUUUAUUUGAGGAAUUAUCUUAGCUUUUUCUGCAAUGGCCACCAUUUAUGUUUUCACAAUGUUUUCAAGGUGGUUAUUAUGAACUAGGUACAUUUACGUCACAAGGUAAGCUUUGAUGGCAUAGGAAUCAUUUGCACUUUUGUGCAGGUUCUGUAUAUGAAUGUAGUAGUAUUUGUGCAGUGUGUUUGUGGUGUGUGUGUUUGUCGUGACUUUUUUUGUGCCCAUCUCUGUUCUGUAGGCAACUUGCCACUCUCUACUGAAUAAAGCCACAGUUAAAGAGAAAAAGGAAAGCAAAAAAGCAGUAAGUUCAGAGAACGUUCUCCCUAGCCACUCUCUUGAAAGAAAGGGAAAGUCAUUCACCCUCUUGCUGUUCCAUCACCUAAACUACUUUACAAUCCUCACCUGAAAUCCCACUACUAAUACUUUUACUUCCAAACAAGUUUCUCUCGAUUUCAAUGUACGCUCACCACAAACUGGUGGCACUGUUGUAGCUACAGUAUUCCUAUCCACUGCUCCUCUGGGCUUUUACUGGUGUGGGGUUUUGGGGUUGGUGUUCAAAGGAGUUUGGGGGUCUAUGAUAAGGGGCUUGUUUUGCAGGUCACGGAGCACUUUGGCAAAUAGUUUUGUGGUGCGACUCUGUAUCCUGGGACCGCUCAGCUUUUUGAAAAGCUCUCCUGGAAUUUGGAACUCUUGUGAAGACCUAAGGCUUUCUGUGCAGUUCAUUACCAGCUAUGUUUCGCAGUGCAGAAAGACCUCCACCCCAGGGAUGAUCUGAUGACCACACCCUCAGUUCUUCCUACUGCAUUUACUGUAUCUGAAAUGAACAAUGUGAGCUAGCAGCCUGUUAUCAUGAGUAGUUGUGCCUCCUUCGUAGGUUGAGAUGUCGUAUUGGCAUCAUGGUUAAUAUUGCUAGCGGUCAAUAUCCUGUGUUCAUGGGACUGAUGAGUAAGCUGUAGAGGCCUGGUAAUUGGCUGACCUUUCAAAGCAAUCUACUACUGCAGGCUGUUAAUAACAGCUUGUGUUAUUGCAGCAGUAAUGAAACAAUUAUUUUCAUGAGGCUGCAUUAUCUUACAGUCUAGUAAUUCCACUGCUGCAAUCUCCCUAUUAAAACACACUUGUGUUACAGCUGAUUACAUUUUUGUAUGCAGACAUGCAGAACGUUUGAUCAAUUCAGGAGAUGGAUUUAAUUGAACAUUGCCCGGUGUUUUUUUCAUAAGCAUACAGUAUCAAGUCUACCCUAGUAGUUAGGAGUGGUCUGAGAAUUUCCUCUCCCUAUUAUCAAGAUUUCCAGGCUCCUUGCUUUCCUUUUUUAUCUCUAACUCAGUUUUGAAGUGGGCCUAGUGGUGUGAAUGUGGUUUGGUGGUAAUGUGGACAUCUUAUGUCCUCUAGCCUGCGGAAUACUUUGUCUCCUUCUACACUAUCUUCUCCAACCUAAGCCCUCUCCUCCUCUCCCUCUCUCUAACAAUGAAUCAUCCUCUGUUCUUACUAUCCCUCCUCCAACACCUCACAUUCAGGUGGUCAGCCAGCGUUUCCCCCAGAACAGCAUAGGGGCGGUGGGUAGUGCCAUGUUCCUACGUUUCAUCAACCCUGCCAUAGUGUCGCCCUACGAGGCGGGCAUCCUGGAUAAGAAACCUCCUCCCAGGAUAGAGAGGGGAUUGAAGCUCAUGUCCAAGGUAAGAGGACUGGAUACCCAGGCCACAUAUAUGAAAUGACUUAAUAAUAUGUGACCUAGUUUAGUGAAAGAGAAAGCACUGAUCUAUGUAGGGAGAAAGGUAGGCUUGGGCGAUAUACCGUAUACCGGUGUAUUUCAAAAUACAGAUGGUAUGAUUUUCAAUACGUUUAAAUAUUCUUUUUUUGUGGAGGGGCGUGGGGUGCACCACUGCCUCGCACCACUGCCUUCCACCAAUGCCUUGUGGAAGCUGCAGGGGUGUGUGCUACGCCACUGCUUAUAACUAUAAAUAAAUCUAAGAUAUAUCAAAUCAAUUAUAUCCAGCUCAGGCCUCCAGCUAUGCAUUUGGUUUGCUAACUUGCUUGCUAAGUGGCAAGAUGUCAAGAUUAAGCUUCUUGGUUACAGCAGUGACAUUCAAUCCCCUCCUGGAUCAAGAUCCCUGUUGCCUAAAUUGUUUUGUGCAUCCCCACAUUUUGUAUAAAUACAUUUACAUUUUAGUCAUUUAGCAGACGCUCUUAUCCAGAGCGACUUACAGUUAGUGAAUACAUAUAUUUUUUUAAAAUAUUUUUUAUACUGGUCCCCCGUGGGAAUCGAACCCACAACCCUGGCGUUGCAAACGCCAUGCUCUAUCAACUGAGCUACAUCCCUGCCGGCCAUUCCCUCCCCUACCCUGGACAACGCUGGGCCAAUUGUGCGCUGCCCAUGAGUCUCCCGGUCGCGGCCGGCUGCGACAGAGCCUGGAUUCGAACCAGGAUCUCUAGUGGCACAGCUAGCACUGCAAUACAGUGCCUUAGACCACUGCGCCACUCAGGAGACUAUACACUGAACAAAAAUAUAAAUGCAACAUUUUACUGAGUUAGUUCAUAUAAGGAAAUCAGUCAAUUUAGAUACAUUCAUUAGGCCCUAAUCUAUGGAUUAAACAUGAAUGGGAAUACAGAUAUGCAUCUGUUGGUCACAGAUACCUUAACAAAAAGGUAGGGGCGAAAACCAGUCAGUAUCUGGUGUGAACAUCAUGCGGCGUGACACAUCUCCUUCGCAUAGAGUUGAUCAGGCUGUUGAUUGUGUCUUGUGGAAUGUUGUCCCACUCCUCUUCAAUAGCUGUGCGAAGUUGCUGGAUAUCAAAUCAAAUUUGUCACAUGCGCCGAAUACAACAGGUGUGGACCUUACCGUGAAAUGUUUACCUUCAAGCCAUUAACCAACAAUGCAGUUUUAAGAAAAUAUGUACUAAAUAAUCUAAAGUACAAAAUAAAAAAUAUAAAAAAGUAACACAAUAAAAUGACAAUAAUGAGGCUAUAUACAGGGGGUACCGGUACCGAGUCAAUGUGCGGGGGUACAGGUUAGUCGAGGUAAUUUGUACAUGUAGGUAGGGGUAAAAUGACUGCAUAGAUAAUAAACAGCGAGUAGCAGCAGUGUAAAAACAAAGGGGACUGGAACACGCUGUCGAUCCAGAGCAUCCCAAACAUGCUCAAUGGGUGACAUGUCUUGAGUAUGCAGGCUGUGGAAGAACUGGGACAUUUUCAACUUCCAGGAAUUGUGGACAGAUCCUUGUGACAUGGCGACUUGCAUUAUCAUGCUGAAACAUGAGGUGAUGGUGGCGGAUGAAUGGCACGACAAUGGGCCUCAAGAUCUCAUCACAUUAUCUCUGUGCAUUCAAAAUGCCAUCGAUAAAAUGCAAUUGUGUUUGUUGUCUGUAGCUUAUGCCUGCCCAUACCAUAACACCACCACCCACCAUGGGGCACUCUGUUGACAUCAGCAAACCGUUCGCCCACACGACGCCAUACCUGCCUUCUGCCUGGUACAGUUGGAACCGGGAUUCAUCCGUGAAGAGCAAACUUCUCCAGCGUGCCAGUGGCCAUCGAAGGUGAGCAUUUGCCUACUGAAGUUGGUUACGACGUCGAACUACAGUCGGGUCAAGACCCUUGUGAGGACGACAAGCAUGCAGAUCAGCUUCCCUGAGACGGUUCCUGACAGUUUGUACAGAAAUUCUUCAGUUGUGUAAAUCCACAAUUUCAUCAGCUGUCCGGGUGGCUGCUCUCAGACCAUCCCGCAGGUGAAGAUGCCGGAUGUGGAGGUCCUGGGCUGGCGUGGUUACAUGUGGUCUGUGGUUGUGAGGCCGGUUAGACGUACUGCCAAAUUCUCUAAAAUGAAGUUGGAGGCGGUUUAUGGUAGAGGAAUUAACAUUAAAUUCUCUGGCAACAGCUCUGGUGGACAUUUCUGUAGUCAGCAUGCCAAUUGCACGCUCCUUUGAAACUUGAGACAUCUGUGGCAUUGUGUUGUGUGACAAAACUGCACAUUUUAGAGUGGCCUUUUAUUGUCCCCAGCACAAGGUGCACCUGUGUAAUGAUCAUGCUGUUUAAUCAGCUUCUUGAUAUGCCACACCUGUCAGGUGGAUGGAUUAUCUUGGUAAACGAGAAAUGCUCACUAACAGGGAUGUAAACAAAUUUGUGCACAACAUUUUAGAGAAAUAAGCUUUUCUUGCGUACGGAACAUUUCUGGGAUCUUUUAUUUCAGCUCAUGAAACAUGGGGACCAACACUUUUACAUGUUGCGUUUAUAUUUUUGUUUAGUAUGUAUGUAUGUACACUACUGAUCAAAAGUUUUAGAACACCUACUCAUUCAAGUGUUUUUCUUUAUUUUAUCCACCCUUUGCCUUGAUGACAGCUUUGCACACUCUUGGCAUUCUCUCAACCAGCUUCACCUGGAAUGCUUUUCCAACAGUCUUGAAGGAGUUCCCACAUAUGCUGAGCACUUGUUGGCUGCUUUUCCUUCACUCUGUGGUCCGACUCAUCCCAAACCAUCUCAAUUUGGUUGAGGUCGGGGGAUUGUGGAGGCCAGGUCAUCUGAUGCAGCACUCCAUCAUUCUCCUUCUUGGUCAAAUAGCCCUUACACAGCCUGGAGAUGUGUUGGGUCAUUGUCCUGUUGAAAAACAAAUGAUAGUCCCACUAAGCCCAAACCAGAUGGGAUGGCAUAUUGCUGCAGAAUGCUAUGGUAGCCAUGCUGGUUAAGUGUGCCUUGAAUUCUAAAUAAAUCAUAGACAGUGUCUCUAGCAAAGCACCCCCACACCAUAACACCACCUCCUCCAUGCUUUACGGUGGGAAAUCCACAUGCGGAGAUCAUCCGUUCACCCACACCGCGUCUUACAAAGACACAGCGGUUGGAACCAAAAAUCUCAGAUUUUGACUCCAGACCAAGGACAUAUUUCCACCGGUCUAAUGUCCAUUGCUCAUGUUUCUUGGCCCAAGAAAAUCUCUUAUUUUUAUUGGUGUCCUUUAGUAGUGGUUUCUUUGCAGCAAUUCGACCAUGAAGGCUUGAUUCAUGCAUUCUCUGAACAGUUAAUGUUGAGAUGUGUCUGUUACUUGAACUCUGUGAAGCAUUUAUUUGGGCUGCAAUUUCUGAGGCUGGUAACUCUAAUGAACUUAUCCUCUGCAGCAGAGGUAAAUCUGGGUGUUCCAUUCCUGUGGCGGUCCUCAUGAGAGCCAGUUUAAUCAUAGCGCUUGAUGGUUUUUGCGACUGCACUUUAAGAAACUUUCAAAGUUCUUGAAAUUGUUCUUAUUGACUGACCUUCAUGUCUUAAAGUAAUGAUGGACUGUUGUUUCUCUUUGCUUAUUUCAGCUGUUCUUGCCAUAAUAUGGACUUGGUCUUUUACCAAAUAGAGCUAUCUUCUGUAGACCCGCCUACAUUGUCACAACACAACCGAUUGGCUCAAACACAUUAAGAAGGAAAGAAAUUCCACAAAUUAACUUUUUAAGAAGGCACACCUGUUAAUUGAAAUGCAUUCCAGGUGACUACCUCAUGAAGCUGGUUUAGAGAAUGCCAAGAGUGUGCAAAGCUGUCAUCAAGGCAAAGGGUGGCUAUUUGAAGAAUCUCAAAUAUAAAAUAUAUUUUGAUUUGUUAAACACUUUUUUGGUUACUACAUGAUUCCACAUGUGUUAUUUCAUAGUUUUGAUGUCUUCACUAUUAUUCUACAAUGUAGAAAAUAGUAAAUAAAUAAAUAAACUUGAAUGAGUAGGUGUUCUAAAACGUUUGAUCGGUGAUGUAUGGAUUUAUGUGUGUAUUUAUUUAUUUUAUUUAUUUAUAUAUAUACUACCGUUCAAAAGUUUGGGGUCGCUUAGAAAUAUCCUUGUUUUCCAUGAAAACAUACAUGAAAUGAGCUUGAAUAGGAAAUAUAGCAAAAUGCAUAGGAAAUGUAGUCAUUGACAAGGUUAGAAAUAAUGAUUUUUAAUAUAAAUAAUAAUUGUGUCUUUCAAACUUUGCUUUCGUCAAAUAAUCCUCCAUUUGCAGCAAUUACAGCCUUGCAGAUCUUUGCAUUCUAGUUGUCAAUUUGUUGAGGUAAUCUGAAGAUAUUUCACCCCAUGCUUCCUGAAGCACCUCCCACAAGUUGGAUUGGCUUGAUGGGCACUUCUUACGUACCAUACGGUCAAGCUGCUCCCACAACAGCUCAAUAGGGUUGAGAUCCGGUGACUGUGCUUGCCACUCCAUUAUAGACAGAAUACCAGCUGACUGCUUCUUCCCUAAAUAGUUAUUGCAUAGUUUGGAGCUGUGCUUUGGGUCAGACCAUCACAUUGCCUCCACCAUGCUUGACAGAUGGCAUCAAGCACUCCUCCAGCAUCUUUUCAUUUGGUCUGCGUCUCACAAAUGUUCUUCUUUGUGAUCCGAACACCUCAAACUUCGAUUUGUCUGUCCAUAACACUUUUUUCCAAUCUUCCUCUGUCUAGUGUGUGUGUUCUUUUGCCCAUCUUAUUCUUUUCUUUUUAUUGGCCAGUCUGAGAUAUGGCUUUUUCUUUGCAACUCUGCCUAGAAGGUCAGCAUCCCGGAGUCGCCUCUUCACUGUUGACGUUGAGACUGGUGUUUUGCGGGUACUAUUUAAUGAAGCUGCCAGUUGAGGACCUGUGAGGCGUCUGUUUCUCAAACUAGACACUCCAAUGUAUUUGUCCUUUUGCUCAGUUGUGCACCGGGGCCUCCCACUCCUCAUUCUAUUCUGGUUAGAGCCAGUUUGCGCUGUUCUGUGAAGGGAGUAGUACAAAGCGUUGUACGAUAUCUUCAGUUUCUUGGCAAUUUCGCACUUGGAAUAGCCAUUUCUCAGAACAAGAAUAGACUGACGAGUUUCCGAAGAAAGUUAUUUGUUUCUGGCCAUUUUGAGCCUGUAAUCGAACCCACAAUUGCUGAUGCUCCAGAAACUCAACUAUUCUCAAGAAGGCCAGUUUUAUUGCUUCUUUAAUCAGCACAACAGUUUUCAGCUGUGCUAACAUAAUUGAAAAAGGUUUUUCUAAUGAUCAAUUAGCCUUUUUAAAAUGAUUAACUUGGAUUAGCAAACACAACGUGCCAUUGGAACACAGGACUGAUGGUUGCUGAUAAUGGGCCUCUGUACGCCUAUGUAGAUAUUCCAUUAAAAAUCAGCCGUUUCCAUCUACAAUAGCCAUUUAUAACAUUAACAAUGUCUACACUGUAUUUUUGAUCAAUUUUAUGUUAUUUUAAUGGACAAAAAAACUUUUGAACGGUAGUGUAUGUAUAUAUGUACAGUUGAAGUCUGAAGUUUACAUGCACUUAGGUUGGAGUCAUUAAAACUUGUUUUUCAACCACCACAAAUUUCUUGUUAACAAACUAUAGUUUUGGCAUGUCGGUUAGGACAUAUACUUUGUGCAUGACACAAGUAAUUUUUCCAAGAAUUGUUUACAUACAGUGAAUUAUAAGUGAAAUAAUCUGUAUCACAAUUCCAGUGGAUCAGAAUUUUACAUACACUAAGUUGACUGGGCCUUUAAACAGCUUGGAAAAUUCCAGAAAAUGAUGUCAUGGCUUUAGAAGCUUCUGAUAGGCUAAUUGACAUCAUUUGAGUCAAUUGGAGGUGUACCUGUGGAUGUAUUUCAAGGCCUACCUUCAAACUCAGUGCCUCUUUGCUUGACAUCAUGGGGAAAUGAAAAGAAAUCAGCCAAGACCUCAGAAAACAUUUUUGUAGACCUCCACAAGUCUGGUUCAUCCUUGGGAGCAAUUUCCAAUCGCCUGAAGGUACCACGUUCAUCUGUACAAACAAUAGUACGCAAGUAUAAACACCAUGGGACCACGCAGCUGUCAUACCGCUCAGGAAGGAGACGCGUUCUGUCUCCUAGAGAUGAACUUACUUUGGUGCGAAAAAUGCAAAUCAAUCCCAGAACAACAGCAAAGGACCUUGUGAAGAUGCUGUAGGAAACAGGUACAAUAGUAUCUAUAUCCACAGUAAAACGAGUCCUAUAUCAACAUAACCUGAAAUGCCGUUUAGCAUGGAAGAAGCUACUUCUCCAAAACCGCCAUAAAAAAGACAGACUAUGGUUUGCAACUGCACAUGGGGACAAAGAUUGUACUUUUUGGAGAAAUGUCGUCUGGUCUGAUGAAACACAAAUAGAACUGUUUGGCCAUAAUGACCAUCGUUAUGUUUGAAGGAAAAAGGGGAAUGCUUGCAAGCCGAAGAACACCAUCCCAACCGUGAAGCACGGGGGUGGCAGCGUCAUGCUGUGGGGGUGCUUUGCUGCAGGAGGGACUGGUGCACUUCACAAAAUAGAUGACAUCAUGAGGAAGGAAAAUUAUGUGGAUAUAUUGAAGCAACAUCUCAAGACAUCAGUCAGGAAGUUAAAGCUUGGUCGCAAAUGGUUCUUCCAAAUGGACAAUGACCCCAAGCAUACUUCCAAAGUUGUGGCAAAAUGGCUUAAGGACAACAAAGUCAAGGUAUUGGAGUGGCCAUCACAAAGCCCUGACCUCAAUCCUAUAGAAAAUUUGUAGGCAGAACUGAAAAGGCGUGUGCGAGCAAGGAGGCCUACAAACCUGACACAGUUACACCAGCUCUGUCAGGAGGAAUGGGCCAAAAUUCACCCAACUUAUUGUGGGAAUCUUGUGGAAGGCUACCCGAAACGUUUGACCCAAGUUAAACAAUUUAAAGGCAAUGCUACCAAAUACUAAUUGAGUUUAUGUAAACUUCUGAACCACUGGGAACGUGAUGAAAGAAAUAAAAGCUGAAAUAAAUCAUUCUCUCUGCUAUUAUUCUGACAUUUCACAUUCUUAAAAUAAAGUGGUGAUCCUAACUGACCUAAGACAAGGAAUUUUUACUAGGAUUAAAUGUCAGGAAUUGUGAAAACUGAGUUUAAAUGUAUUUGGCUAAGGUGUAUGUAAACUUCCGACUUCAACUGUAUGUAUGUAGGUAUGUGUUUUUUUCUUGUUGUUGAAAUAGCGGCACCUUGUGUGCACAUUCGGUAAGACCGUAUACCCCGGUAUGGUACAGAAACGAUAUGACUCUAUGCAAAUCUGAAUACCGCCCAACCCUAGAGAAAGGCAGGAUCCAUGAUUGGUUGAGAUAAUGGAGGGGGGUAAUGGAGAAACUUAAUCUGGAGGACAAUGCCAUGGUAACUCAUGCGUUUACAAAGAAAAUCUAUCAUUCAAUUGCAUUUUACUCCUACCUGUCUCCAUUUUUUAUUUUAUUUUGUAUUUUAUUUUUUUACACUUUUAUAAAAUGUUAAAAAGCCGGUCUUGAAAAUUUGAUAAGCUCACCUUCCUGAAUUCAGUCACAUGGUAUAUUGUAUUUGAGGAUCUUGCCUUGUUGUUGACAUGUUUUUAUUUGUCUCUUCCAGAUCCUGCAGAGCAUUGCCAACCAUGUUUUAUUCACCAAAGAGGAGCACAUGAGGCCUUUUAAUGACUUUGUCAAAAGCAACUUUGAUGCAGCUAGAAGGUAUGAUAACAGAAGGAUCUUCCCUCUCUGAGGAUACAUUUAAAUGUCUUGGAUGUUUUUACUGGAUACUCAUUACCCUAUCAGGCCUAGCAGAAUUUUGUUCCUUUGUGGUGUAGGUUUUUCCUGGACAUUGCAUCAGACUGCCCUGCCAGUGACUCAGUCAACCACAGCCUGUCCUUCAUUAGUGAUGGCAACGUUCUGGCCCUGCACCGGCUGCUGUGGAACAACCAGGAGAAGAUAGGACAGUACCUCUCCAGCAACAGGUGAGUGGGCUGAACGGUCCAAACAGAGUUGGUCUGUUGUAUUGCUGGGAGGACUUUUAUAAGAGAUAUAUCUGUUUCUAUAUAAGAUGUUUUACAUUACCCAGAUCUUUAGGAUAAACAAAAGCCCACAUUUGUUUACACCAAUCACCAAGCCCAGCUCACAGGAGGCGUUGUUUGAAACUGUAGUGCACCUCUGUACCUGCUGCGUGUGGGAGAUGUCGUGCUGACCACUUCCUUGUUCUUCAUCAGGGAUCACAAGGCAGUGGGGAGACGGCCGUUUGACAAGAUGGCUACCCUCCUGGCCUACCUGGGGCCCCCAGAGCACAAACCUGUGGCUGACACCCACUGGUCCAGCCUCAACCUCACCAGCUCCAAGUUUGAAGAAUUUAUGACCAGGUACACUCAUCAAGAUACUAUUAAUCACAUAGAUCUCACUGUCACAAGGCGGUCUCAUAAAACUGGGUAUGAUAGCAUCUGAGACAGUGGUUGUUUAAGUAGUACUCGGAAAGUAUCUCCCUAUCUUGUAUUUGCUACCUCAGACACCAGGUACAUGAGAAAGAGGAGUUCAAAGCCCUGAAGACCCUCAACAUCUUCUACCAGGCUGGCACCUCCAAGAACGGCAACCCUGUCUUCUACUACAUCACACGCAGGUGAGGUCUGCAGACUGUCACAUUGCAACAGAGAGAGUCACAAAACAUUGUAUUCACUUCAUCAUGAUUCAUUUAAUCAGAAACAUUGACGCUAGAAACAUUUUAAAACGAGGCAGAAAGGAGUUGGAGCACUCAACAAAAACGGCAUAGAUUGAUUUAUUUUAGCUCACUUUAAUCCAUUGUACAGGUGAGAACCGGUGACUGAUGUUUCAAUGUCAAUCUGACGUCUUUCUCAGUGACUUGACCGCUGCACUUAGCGCCUAUUUAUAGCCUAGUGGCCUAUUUAGACACAACAAUGUAAGAAAAUAAUGUUUCAAGGUAAAUGGCAAAUUAUAGCACAAAAUAAUACCAGUAAUAAGAGAUCAUGUUUGGUUAAUCAAUAGCAAAAGCUGAAGAAAAUACGCACAUCCAGGUACUUUCCCAGGUGCUGGAGUUGUAGACAAACUCCUCACACUGCUUCUCAUGCUCCCAGUUGAUUUUAUAUAUAACAAUGUUUCGACCCUUAGGUCUUCAUCAAACAUCUAUAUCCCAGGUGGAGGUGGAAGGUCCUAUAUAUAGGGGCAGUACUCAGUGACAUCACCUCCUGAAACAGGAGGUAAAAAAUAUAUAACUUAGGUUCACAAUAUUGAACAUUUAAUGUAUCAAAAUAUAUGAUCAUACACAAGGAAUGUGAUCAAUAUUUACAAUAAUAUAUAUACAGUGCCUUCGGAAAGUAUUCAGACCCCUUGACUUUUCCACGUUAUUACGUUACAGCCUUAUUCUAAAAUGGAUUUUAAAAAUACAAAUCCUCAGCAAUCUACACACAAUACCCCAUAAUGACAAAGUGAAAACAGGUUUUUAGAAAUGUAUUACAAAUAAAAAACAGAUACCUUCUUUACUUAAGUAUUCAGACCCUAUGCUAUGAGACUCGAAAUUGAGCUCAGGUGCAUCCUGUUUCCAUUGAUCAUCUUUAAUGUUUCUAUAACUUGAUUGGAGUCGACCUGUGGUAAAUUCAAUUGAUUGGACAUGAUUUGGAAAGGCACACACCUGUCUAUAUAAGGUCCCACAGUUGACAAUGCAUGUCAGAGCAAAGACCAAGCCAUGAGGUCGAAGGAAUUGUCCAUAGAGCUCCGAGACUGGAUUGUGUCAAGGCACAGAUCGGGGAAAGGGUACCAAAAAAUGUCUGAAGCGUUGAAGGUCCCCAAGUACACCAUGGUCUCCAUCAUUCUUAAAUGGAAAAAGUUUGGCACCACCAAGACUCUUCCUAGAGCUGGCCGCCCAGCCAAACUGAGCAAUCGGGGAGAAGGGCCUUGAUCAGGGAGGUGACCAAGAACCCGAUGGUCAUUCUGACAGAGCUCCAGAGUUCCUCUGUGGAGAUGGGCGAUCCUUCCAGAAGGACAACCAUCUCUGCAACACUCCACCAAUCAGGCCUUUAUGGUUGAGUGGCCAGACGGAAGCCACUCCUCAGUAAAAGGCACAUGACAGCCGUAUCGAUUGUUCCACAGUGCGGUGAUGAGAGUAGCGUAAUACGAUGGUUUGAGCAGAGUAACAGGAUGAUCUCUUAUAGCGUCUCAAAUCACAUCCCUCUCUUAACAAAAAUACUUUAAUCAUUUUUCAUAUUACAUGCACAAAGCAUAGUAAGGAAACAUCAUAUAUGUAGUGGGUAUACUUUCCAAGUUACAGUAUUUCCAUUUUUAAUGACAUCACAAAAUAACAAACAAAAUGACAUUAGUGUUCUAUAGAUCGCCUCUGACCAUUCCCCACAUUCUACGUUAGAAAUAUUGUUUCAGCAGGAAAACGUAUGUUGAAACAAAGAGCUGGGCUCCCGAGUGGGGCAGCGGUCUAAGCCACUGCAUCUCAGUGCUUGAGGCGUCACUACAGACCCCCUGGUUAAAUUCCAGGCUGUAUCACAACCGGCCGUGAUUGGGAGUCCCAUAGGGCGGCGCACAAUUGGCCCAGCGUCGUCCGGGUUUGGCAGGUGUAGGCUGUCAUUGUAAAUAAGAAUUUGUUCUUAACUGACUUGCCUAGUUAAAUAAAGGUAAAAUAAAUUAAAAUACAAAUAAAAAAAGAACAUUCCUUUGGUGAAUCUUGAGAGGGAGAGCCUGGAUCUUCUCCCUUGAUUUACAACCGGAUGUGAGUUGUUCAUCCCCACUAGUGCUUUCCUUCCCCCAGGAGCGAAUGCAGCGCCCAUCGCUGUACUCCGAAUCUGUUGGUAGAAACUGCCCACAUAUUGGAAGUAAUUUGAUGUGAGGGCUUUUUCAGUGAGAGACAGAAUAAAGUUAGACGGAGGUAAGAUAUCCUCCGAUCUAGUGUCGACAUGGUGAGCGAGCGCUCGUAGGCCUGCAUCAUGCAGGAUAUUAGUGUAGAGAGACUGAAAGCCAAGUAUAACCAAGAUGCUUUCGGUGUCGCAUCUAUAGUUAUUGAUUAUCAUAAGCACAUCCCUGGUAUCUCCUAAAAAGGCUGGCAAUGCUGGCACAAAUUUAGAGAUUAAGAAAUCAACAUACUGAGAAAGGGGUUCAAUAGGGCUACUGUUACCUGACACUAUGGGACGGAAAGGGUUUUCCCAACUUUUUGUAUUUUCGGUAUGCCAUAAUAGACUGGAAUGGCUGUGUGUGGCGAUUGAGAAAGUCCUUUUCUGUUAUCUAACCCUGUGAAAAAGCGUCAUCAAUGAAGCUAUCUACAGAGAGGGACAUAGAACUUAUUGUCAGAGAGUUGAGCAUAGACCUCACUAUCAUAUUGUUCUCUGCUUAAUACCACAGUAGACCCUCCCUUAUCAGCGUUUUUUAUCACAAUAUCUGAAGCAUUUUUUUCAUCAUUACUGAGAUUAACUGUUUGUUUAGGGGUAUUGCGGGCCAGUUUAGCAAAAUCAUGAUAUAUCAGCCUACUGUAGGUGAGAACAGAGGGACUCAAAUUAGCACAAGGCACAAAACUCGACUUCUCUCACAGCAGAAAUACCAGAUGCAUUAUAGUUUCUAAACACUGCAUUGCCAUUACUCAGUGGUUGCAUAUUAGCACAGAAUACAUUAUUUAAAUGUAAUUGUUGAACAAAUUUGAAAGUGUCAACUUUUAAUGCAAAAGGGGAGAAAAAUAGUACUUUACUCAGGACUGACUCAUCAGUCAGAGGCCCUGGUUCCGACUGGACUUCCUCAUGUGGGCUGGGGGUAGAUUUCCUCCCCCUCGAGCCCUGCGUCGUCUUCUGUGGGUUGGGGCUGGUUGCCUCGCUCCCUGAUAAAAGCGGGAUUGGUUCGGGAGGUAUUGGAGUUACUAUGCUCUGAAACGUCUUCUCACUGGCAGAGGACAGGUGAAAGUCGUCUCGUCUGGUCACAGGGGGGCGGAAUCUGUAGUUGAAUCUCACUCGUUUGCCUUGCCAGUCAUAGACGAUGCCAUCUUGGUAGUCCCUUGUCUCGUUUGUAUUUCUGUAGCUUGUGUCGCUUCAGGUCGUUUUGGAAUGCAGUGAAGGAUGUUGAUAUCUCAUUGGAGAGUGUGUUAAAGGUCUCUAUAUCCACCUUUUGUUGGAUUUUCAUUUCGAGCUAUUGUGCGUCAAUGUGAGAUAUUCUGUCUUUCUCUGCCUUGGUUUUCUCAAUGGAGAGCAGCAUCAAAUCCAGUGAGCAUUUAUUGUAGACUUGUUCCCAUUUGCCCCAAAACUCAUAAUUUUAGCCAAAAGCUGGGGCUUUGUGAAUGCGUAAACCCCUUGGUAUGCAUUUUCUCAAACCAAUACUCAGAUAAGGAGACAGAGUGCAAUAAAUGGCAUGUUUCUCUUUUUCUCAUGUCUAGGAGCUCAACACUCAACUUUUUUUGUUCAUUCUGCAGGUUCAGGUACUUGUGCCAAGUCAUUGAACAGGGAGUGCGGUUGGAGAAUGUCUUGUGCUUGUUCAUCCCUAAAGGAUCAAGUUUCUGAGCGUUCUGCCGUUGUAGCGCUGAUUUCAACAAACAAAGUCAUUGUUCGUCAAAACGUCAGUCACCUGUUCUCAUCCCGUACAGCUAAAAUAAAUCAAUCUAUACCUUUUUUUUUGAGUGCUCCAACUGCUUUCUGCCUUGAAUUAGUCCUUUUGGAAGUUUUUCUUGGCAAACCCUUCUCAUCAUUUUUGUCAUUGUUGUUGAGCACCCCUCCUUUUCUUUGUUUGCUGAAGCGCGAAGGCCCACCUGAACUCAAACAUUUUAAAACAUAUGUGUGCGCUAUGUUUUCUUUUAGUAGAUAACAAAAGGUUUUUGUAAAGUAUCCAAUGAUUACAGGUCAUCAUGGUCUUUCUUAGGGUGAGAAUAUAUGUAGUUAAAGAAUAGUUGGACAUCCCAGGUUGCAUGGUGAGUAAAGUGAUUUAUUCAGCUGCCUUGCUGCCAUCAGAGAGUAGCUACCUGCUGCAGAAGAGUGGAGGACAGAGCCAGGAGCAUGGCCCCUACAGAGAGCAGAGUGGGGGAGAAGGGAAAGGAAAUGGGAUACCUAGUCAGUUGUACAACUGAAAUGCAUUCAACCAAAAUGUGGCUUCUGCAUUUAACCCAACCCCUCUGAAUCAGAGAGGUGCGGGGGGCUGCCUUAAUCAACGUCCACAUCAUCGGCGCCCGGGGAGCAGUUGUUGUGGGGGAUUAACUGCCUUUCUCAAAGGCAGAACGGCAGAUUUUUCCACCUUGCCGGCUCUGGGAUUCGAACCAGCGGCCUUUCGGUUACUGGCCCAACGCUCUUAACCGCUAGGCUGUUGACCGCCAUCGUGCUGUUGACCGCCAUGGUAGCACUACUGAUGGUAGUGGUUUCCAUCCCAAUCCUAUGUUGAGCCAGCAAGUAACUGGCCAUCACAACCACUAUGAAAUUGCAGUCUCUUUCUGUGGUCAAAUUGCCAAUGUAGAAAUGAUCUCUCCUGAAAAUAAGACAACCAACAUGUCACAGUCACUAAGCAUGCUGGGUAGAACACCAUUUUUUACAGUAUUUUAUUUGUAAGUCUAGUAAAUUUCUCAUGAGUUGUUUUCAUAUUGAAGCUGUAUUGCAAUAAACCUCUUAGAUGUAAAAUCCUCUAUUUAGUGGACCUGCGUGGUUCUGGUACCGGUUCCGACAGACAUUUCUGCUUAUAAAUCGAUCUGUGGACACCGUAGAUAUACAGUGCCUUCAGAAAGUAUUUGCACCCCUUGACUUUUUCCACAUUUUGUUGUGUUACAGCCUGAAUUUAAAAUUGAUUAAAUUGAGAGUUUUUUGUCACUGACCUACACACAAUACCCCAUAAUGUUAAAGUUAUAUUAUGUUUAUUGACAUUUUUACUAAUUAAUAACAAAUGAAACGCUGAAAUGUCUUGAGUCAAUAAGUAUUCAACCCCUUUGCUUUGGCAAGCCUAAAUAAGUUAAAAUGUAAAAAUUAGUUGAACAAGUCACAUAAUAAGUUGCAUGGACUUGCUCUGUGUGCAAUAAUAGUGUUUAACAUGAUUUUUGAAUGACUACCUCAUCUCUGUACCACAAACAUACAAUCAUCUGUAAGGUCCCUCAGUCAAGCAGUGAAUUUCAAACAGAUUCAACCACAAAGACCAGGGAAGUUUUCCAAUGCCUCGCAAAGAAGGGCACUUAUUGGUAUGUGGGUAAAAAUUAAAAAGCAGACAUUGAAUAUCCCUUUGAGUAUGGUGAAGUUAUUAAUUACACUUUGGAUGGUGUAUCAAUACACCGUCACUACAAACAUACAGGCAUCCUUCCUAACUCAGUUGCCGCAGUGGAAGGUCAAUGGUGACUUUAAAACAGAGUUUAAUGGCUGUGAUGGGAGAAAGCUGAGGAUGGAUCAACAACAUUGUAGUUACUCCACAAUCCUAACCUAAUUGUCAGAGUGAAACGAAGGAAGCCUGUACAGAAUACAAAUAUUCCAAAACAUGCAUCCUGUUUGCAACAAUGCACUAAAGUGAUACUGCAAAAAAAUGUAGCAAAGCAAUUCACUUUUUGUCCUCAAAGUGUUAUGUUUGGGGCAAAUCCAAUACAACACAUUACUGAGUACCACUCUUCAUAUUUUCAAGCAUAGUGGUGCUGAUUCAUGUUAUGGGUAUGCUUGUAAUCGUUAAGGACUGGAGAGUUUUUCAGGAUAAAAAAAGAAAUGGAAUGGAGCUAAGCACAGGCAAAGUCCUAGAGGAAAACCUGGUACAGUCUGCUUUCCACCAGACACUGGGAGAUUAAUUCACCUUUCAGCAGGACGAUAACCUAAAACACAAGGCCAAAUCUAUACUGGAGUUGCUUACCAAGAAGACAGUGAAUGUUCCUGAGUGGCCGAGUAACAGUUUUGACUUAAAUCUACUUGAAAAUCUAUUGCAAGACCUGAAAAUGGUUGUAUAGCAAUGAUCAACAACCAAUUUGACAGAGCUUGAAGAAUUUUGAAAAUAAUAAUGGGAAAAUCUUGCACUAUCCAGGUGUGGAAAGCUCUUAGAGACUUACACAGAAAGACUCACAGCUGUAAUUGCUGCCGAAGUUGCUUUUACAAAGUAUUGACUCAGUGGUGUGAAUACUCAUGUAAAACAGAAAUGUAUUUCUGUAUUUCAAUUUCAAUAAAUGUGCAACUAUUUCUAAAAACAUGUUUUAAAUGUGUCGUUAUGGGGUAUUGUGGGUAGAUGGGUGUGAAAACAAUCUGUUUAAUCAAUUUGGAAUUCAGGCUGUAACACAACAAAAUGUGGAAUAAGUCAAGGAGUAUGAAUCCUGUCUGAAGGCCCUGUAUGUAGUGAAAUUCACAACACUGUCUCUACCUGAGAUCCACCCAUCUACAGCCCAUAGACAUUCUCUCACAUACACACACUGUAUUUGUAGUGAUGUAGCCCACUGUGGUGCCAAUAGAAACAAAGGUACAGUAUGGUGCCACCUGCUGCUGAAUCAAGGUCAUAGCCUCUAGAAUGUUUGGAAAGAACUCUGUUUAAUAGUCAAGAAACAGGCAAACACAUCUCAGAGGUGAAGGAAGAGCCAUUAAGAAACUAUUAAAAGUUAAUGAUGAAAACAGAGUUAUGCAGAUAGAUGGUGAGUACUAAAGCAUUUUUUCAACAUCCCAAUAAUGAUGUAUACAGUGGUAGACUGCUAGUGUUAAAUGUACAUAGUGUCUACAUGGAUGCUACCUGUGUGCAUGUCAUAUGUUAUUGAUUAAAUAAUGCAGUAAAGAGUCCGUUUGAGAGGUAGUAAGUGUAUGACACAGUAUUCAAAAUGGAAAACAGAAUGUUGGUUUAAUGAUACUCAUUUGUGUGUGUUUGUGCAGUUGUAUGUCCAAUAGAGUGACAAGGACAUUAACUCCAACUCCAGACAUUUCCUUUCACUUUCAGAGAACAUACAGGGUGAGAGUCAGGAGGAGCCACAGGUUCAGUACUAGUGGGAGUGUAGACCUGGCACUGGGGGCUGGGCUGGUGUUGCGGACCGGGGAGCCACCCUGGUUGGCCCUCUUGACACUCCUGGUGCGGAGGGUGGCCGUUCUCCUUGUGAUGGUAGAGGGGUUGUCAGUGGUGAAGGCUAUGUCUGUGGUGUAG